CCAUCAUUCUCCUACCCAUUCUCAGUAUAAAAUCGGCCACAGAGACAGAGAGGAGAUUUGAAUUCUUACAUUGGAAUUGCAAUUCCAUUUGCAAAUCUACCUUUGCUUCUUUCUUUCUUACUGUUUUUCCUUUUUUAUUUUUCUCACAACCUUCCUCAAGACAAAAAGCACUCUUCUUUAACUCCUAGCUAAUUUAUUUUAUUCCCAAGCUUCCUUCCUUCCUUCCCUUGUUCGCUUUUAAUUUAUUUAUUUAUUUAUUUGGGCCCUAAUACGAUGAAGACAAUCAUGGCUCAUAACCCCCACGACACUUUCUCUCUCUCCCGCAGAUACCUUCCCUGGAAGAAGAAGCUUUCCGAAGAAGACGACGCCGACUCCAUGGACGAAGAAAGAUCAAAGCCCUCAGAUCAAGAUCCCAAAAAGACAGCACCAACAACGAAACAUCAGCAGCAGCAGAACAGUAUAAGUUCUCGGAAGAAAUUCUCCGCCAUUGCCGUUUCCAAGCUUCGUUCAGCUCUGACCCUGGGGAGGGCCCGGUUCUCGUCAUCGGGUCUGGGAUCGCGAGUGGUGGGCACGCUUUUCGGCAACCGGCGCGGCCACGUCCGUUUCGCGUUCCAGGAGGGUUUCAAUCUGACUCCGGCGUUUCUGGUGGAGCUGGCGACGCCGACGAGCGUCCUGGUGAAGGAGAUGGCUUCGGGCCUGGUCAGGAUCGCCCUGGAAUGCGACAAGAAGAAAGGUCGUGAGGGUGAGAAGAAGGGGGCCGGGCUCGGGCUUCUGGAAGAGCCCGUGUGGAGGACGUACUGCAAUGGCAAGAAGUGUGGCUACGCGGCCCGGAGAGAGUGCGGGCCUGAUGAGUGGAAGGUGCUGAACGCCAUAGGCCCGAUUUCCAUGGGAGCAGGAGUGCUGCCCGUACCCGUACCCGUGCCCGGUGGAUCUGAUAAUGGGGAGAUGAUGUACAUGCGGGCAAGGUUCGAACGGGUUGUCGGGUCUAAGGAUUCGGAGGCUUUUUACAUGAUGAACCCUGAUGGGAAUAAUGGAGGCCCUGAGCUAAGCAUUUACUUGCUCAGAUUCUGAUUAUUAUAAAUCUAUCCAUUUUCAAGAAUGGAUUUUUAAUCCAUUUUUAUGGUUAGCUAGCUAGCUAUUAAUUAAAUAAUUAUAGUAUAUAAUUAUGGUACUGUAAUUGGGGGUUAAUUAGGAUGAGGGCCUCCAUUUAAGUUGUACUAGUACAAUAUAUUUUUGAAAUGUGAAUUUGAUUAUUAGGGGUUAUAGGGUAUGAGAGGUAGAGAGGGGGGGGAUAGUGAAAAACUUGUAGAAGAUAACAAAGGGGUUUGGUGGGAUUGGAUGGAAUGAAGAAGGGGUAUAUUUGUGAAUAGGUUGGUUGGUUGGUUGGUUGUAAUGUUAUAAUUAUUGUUGUUGUUGUUGUUGUUCUUUUUCAAUGAAUCCUAAGGGCAAAUGUAGUUCUCUUCUUUUUUAAUGAAUCCUAAGGGCAAAUGUAGUAAUUUGUCUUGUCUGCCUAUUUUGAUC
This is a messenger RNA of Andrographis paniculata, 1521 nucleotides long. Its product is annotated as protein MIZU-KUSSEI 1-like. Bases 274 to 1071 code for a protein of 265 amino acids. The transcript has a single exon. Lineage: Eukaryota; Viridiplantae; Streptophyta; Magnoliopsida; Lamiales; Acanthaceae. Gene Ontology annotation, biological process: hydrotropism. The record is from RefSeq and is a predicted model, not a curated record.